AUGUGGCACAAGGCUGCAGCCUUGGCAUGGUGGCUGCAGCACUUUGGCAUGGCUGUGACAUGGCCUGGCAGGGCGUGGCUGGCUGUGGCAAGGUGUUGGCAUGGCAUGGCUGCUGCAGGGGCUGGCAGGGUGGAAUGGCUGGGCUGCAGGCUGCUGGCAGGUGGAAUGGCUGGCUGCAGGCUGCUGGCAGGAUGGCAUGGUCUUUGGCAGGCAGGCCAGGGCAUGGGUGUGGCUGUAGGGCCAUGGACAUGGCUGCAGCAGGCUGGACAGGCUGAGCAGGGUGCUGGCAGGGCAGGCAGGGCCCUUGGCAGGCGGCAGGACAAGGCUGGGCAUGGCUGCAGGCUGGCUGGCCAUGGCAGGGCAUGGCCACGGCCUGGCAGGGCUGGCAGGGGCUGGCUGGCCAUGGCCUGGCGCUGGGCAGGCCAGGGCAUGGCCUUGGCAGGCGCUGGGCAGAUGGCCUGGCUGGCCUGGGCGCAGGGCAUGGCGCUGGCAGGCUGCAGGCGGCAGGGCAUGGGCGGCCAGGCUCUUGGCUGGGCGCUGGCAGGGGCCUGGCACUGGCUGGGCGCAUGGUCUGGCAGGGGCUCCAGCAUGGGCGCUGCAGGCUGGAAUGGGCGUGCACAGGGUCUGGCAGGCUGGGCGCAUGGCCUGGCAGGCUUGGCAGGUGGCCAGGCGGGCGGCAUGGCCUUGGCCGGGCUGGCCUGGCGCUGGGCGGCAUGGGCGCGGCAGAGCUGCCACGUAUUACCAUAA
Messenger RNA from Phoenix dactylifera (date palm), 747 nucleotides. The record is from RefSeq and is a predicted model, not a curated record. Lineage: Eukaryota; Viridiplantae; Streptophyta; Magnoliopsida; Arecales; Arecaceae.